Carassius gibelio (silver crucian carp) is the source of this 1795-nucleotide messenger RNA. RefSeq lists its product as uncharacterized. The coding region runs from base 1 to 1482 and encodes 493 amino acids. The record is from RefSeq and is a predicted model, not a curated record. The transcript is spliced from 13 exons. NCBI's taxonomy places the organism in Eukaryota, Metazoa, Chordata, Actinopteri, Cypriniformes, Cyprinidae. Gene Ontology annotation, biological process: cell-matrix adhesion.
AUGAUUGGGUAUAAAAAGAGCCUUUCAGAGUGGCACUGUCUCUCAGAAGUUAAUAAUAAUGGACACCUCACAUUUAACCAGCCUUCAUCACAAUUUGUUCCCUACUCAUUCCCUGCUAGAGGAAGCCAAGAUAUAAUUGCUGGUCUCUGGACUGAUCUUGACAACCGUCAGAGAGGUGUAGUUUCAUAUCAUCAGUACACCAGUGGAAAUGUUCUCACACGCGCCACUCAGGAUAUAAACACACAUUUCCCAAAUCUGAACUUCACUGCUUCUUGGGUCUUUGUUGCAACUUGGGAUAAGGUCGCUUACUUCAGCUUAACCAACACAGAAACAUCCUUUCAAGUGAUUUUAAUUGCAGACAGCCAUUUUUCAUUUAUUCUGAUGAAUUAUGGUGAAAUUGCUGUAACAGGACAUCCAGUGCAGGCUGGUUAUGACACAAUAAACUCCACACACUACAUAGUGAUCAAUGGAUCAAUCAAUGGCAGCUCCAUCUCAAACCUCAGGAACUCCAGUAAUGUCGGUGUUUCAGGACGAUGGGCCUUCAGGGUGGAUGGUGGACUACAAAUUUCUGAAGUAAACCCCACAUCGUCAACCACCACAGUCUCAACAGCCAUUCUCCCAGUGACUGCAAAGCCAGCACCAGCAAUAUUCUACCCAUUCGGCUCAACAGUAGGAGACAAAAGCAAUCCUCUUGAUGAUGAUGGGAGCUCUUCAGUUAUUCAGCUGUUGAGUCCAUUUCUGUUCUUUGGCCGCACAUACCAGCAGAUUUAUGUUAAUAACAAUGGACAUCUCACAUUUGACAAGCCUUCAUCACUAUAUACUCCUUACUCAUUUCCUGCUAAUAGAAGCCAAGAUAUAAUUGCAGGUCUCUGGACAAACCUUAACAACAAUGUGAGAGGUGUCAUUUCAUACCAGCAGUACACUGACGGAAAUGUACUUACACGUGCCUCUCAGGAUAUAAACACACAUUUCCCAAAUCUGACUUCCAACGCUUCUUGGGUCUUUGUAGCAACUUGGGAUAAAGUCGCUUACUUCAACUUUAGCAGUACAGAGACAUCUUUUCAAGUGGUUUUAAUUUCAGAUGGAAAUUUUUCAUUUAUUCUGAUGAAUUAUGGUGACAUUGCUGUAACAGGACAUCCAGUGCAGGCUGGUUAUGACACAGUAAACUCCACAGACUACUUUGUGAUUCCUGGAUCAAACGAUGGGAGCAUCAUCUCAAACCUCAGGAACUCCAGUAAUGUUAAUGUUACAGGCCGAUGGGUCUUCAGGGUGGACAGUGGACAACACAACAUCUCUAAAGAAACAGCCACCACAAACUCAACAGUCAUUGGAUUUCGAGUGAGACUUAAAUCAUUUCUUGACCUAACAAACAGUACAAACACCAAUACAUUUUUACAGCAAAUAAAAUGGGAAAUGGUCAAGUACGGUCUGCCAAACAGCAUCGAGUUGAAAUUAAGAAAAGUGCAAAGGAUAAAUCCAUAAUACCGGUCUCCUUCAGGAAAAGAAAUAAAACCGGUUACUAUCUUAACUGUGCUCAGCGAAUAUCCCAGUGAUCAUGUACAGAUUUAAAGACACCAGUUUUCAUUAAACACCACAUCAGCCAGUCUACAUUUCUGUAUUAAUCAGCACUGAUUUUGAUACAGCCUUCAUGUAGCUGUAAAAAUGUAAAAAGUUCAGUUCCCAGGUAAUGCAUGAACUGAAAAAAUAUCACUUGAAUGCAAUGUACCGUAAGUUUCUUUUGAACAAAAGCUUCUGUUUAAUGCAUUAAUUCAAUAUACCAUAUAUACUAUAUAUA